GGUGAUCGCAACCGCACAGUCUCACGAGUUCCGAAGUGUUGCCCCGGGUUGCAGCAAAUGUGGUAAUCCUGGUAGGACGCCGGGAUCAAAGCAUGUGCCAGCAUCGUCGGUUUUGAUUAUAUUCUUACGACAAUACGCACAUAUCGCUCGAUUCUGAUACUCCAGUUGACGGAUAAGAGAAGGUGGUAGAUCGAUGGAUGGAUAUUGAGUCAACAAAACGAAAGAGAUCGUUAGCGAGCGGCACCUUGCAAUGUCGGGACACUAUGCAUCAAGAAAUGAGACUCGGAUUACGGAAGACACGAUUCGAGAGGAGGAUCAGGCAUUGACCGAGCAAAAUCCAACACACAGCUCCAAUAUUUCGGCAAGCCAAUCUCCGAAUAACGUGCCAGCACGAGAAAAUGUCGCUCAUCCUCGAUCUUCCAUGUCGCCGUCCCGAAUAUCGUCGGAUCUCGGCCGAAGACCAUCUCAGCAGCGAAAUGUACGGUUUUCCACAGACCUCGAACGACCUAUUGUGGAGGAAUCCAGGAAUGCUCGGCCUGGCUCCAGGGGCCUGACAAUCGAUACGAGUAUCACGAACACUGCUGUCUCCCCAGUGCGCUCACCUGUCGCAUCACCAGAGCGCGGGCCGACUUCACCGCUAUCCCCCAAUAGCGCUCUUUCCCCAACGUCUCCGCAAAGUCCAGAUGUCGGUCGCUCACGAUCCCGUAAUCGCGGAUAUUCACUUCGGCGUACCAUUUUCGCAAAGAACAUCCAGACGCAAGAUGUAACAUCACCGGGGGCUAUUGAAUUGGGCCCAGCGGUUGACUCGCAGCAGCUGCCGGAGACAUCGACAUCGAAUGAUCAGCCACAGGCGACAGGAGACGAGAAGCACUCGGAAGUCGUGCGUUCAACACUCACGUCGGAAUCUUCACCCAAAGAUGACGGCUCAACAACAUACUACUCUGAUCCCAAGGACGGCAGGCACCUUUCUAUGAGUGUUUCGUAUGAGAGAUGGUUGAAGCGGAGAGCUACUUGUACUAUGUUCAUGGUGCGACUAGAGAACGCGAUUGAAACUGUGCGCAAGGCCAUCCUUCGAAUCAAGGACAUUCCUCCCACCAAAGACGGCCGUCAUAUUGAUCUCGAUGUGACUCGCACCGAGGACUUGAUUGACGAAAGGACUGGUAAGCCAUACGUUGGAAAUUGGAUCCGAUCCAGUCGUUAUAGCUUCUGGAGUUUCUUUCCCAGGCAAUUGUUCGCUCAGUUCACCAAGUUGGCCAACUUCUAUUUCUUAGUCGUGGCUAUUCUGCAGAUGAUUCCGGGUUUAAGUACCACAGGUACUUUUACUACGCUUAUCCCUCUUUUGAUUUUCGUUGGUAUCUCAAUGGGCAAAGAAGGGUUUGACGAUUGGCGUCGUUAUCGUUUGGACAAGGAGGAGAAUAAUCGGCUUGCAUCUGUUCUGCGUCCUGGUGCCAGUCUUACCGCUGCUGCGACUACUGCUGCCAGCGACAGCGUUUCUGUUUCAAGCGAUGCGCACAAUUGGGCCCUCGUCAAGUGGCAGGACAUCAAAGUUGGAGAUGUGAUUAAACUCGAGCGCGACCAGCCUGUCCCAGCUGACAUUGUCUUACUCCAUGCAAAUGGGCCCAACGGUGUAGCUUACAUUGAGACUAUGGCCCUAGAUGGCGAGACCAACCUCAAGAGCAAGCAGCCUUGCCAGCCAGUGGCUAAAGUGUGCGGGACGGUUGAAGACAUCUGCAGCAACUCCAUUCACUUUGCCGUGGAGGACCCGAACAUCGAUCUAUACAAAUUUGAUGGCAAUGUGAUUGUGAACGCCGAGAAGUUGCCCCUGACGAAUACUGAAGUGGUUUACCGCGGCAGUAUUCUUCGAAAUACCGAACGUGCCCUUGGUAUGGUCAUCUACACUGGCGAAGAGUGCAAGAUCCGAAUGAACGCCAACAAGAACCCGCGGAUCAAGUCGCCUUCCCUGCAGGCAAAGGUCAAUCGAGUCGUCAUGCUGAUUGUUUGCCUCGUCGUUAUCCUGGCGGUUGCUUGUACCGUUGCGUACAAAUAUUGGUCACAGGAUGUUGAGCGCCGCGCUUGGUAUCUCGAAGAGGCUAAUGUUGACUACGGCCCUAUUUUUACUUCGUUCCUUAUCAUGUUCAAUACCAUGAUUCCGAUCUCGCUUUAUGUGAGUAUGGAGAUCGUCAAAGUUGUUCAGAUGUUCUUGUUGAACGACAUCGACAUGUAUGAUGAGGAAACCGACACACCCCUCGAAGCGCGAACAUUAACGAACAACUCGAUGCGCUUCCGUAUGAUGAGCGUCGCGGGGACUGCCUGGUUUCAUGACUUUGAUCUGCGUGAAGAAGCUGCGAGAGAUGGUGAUCGAAAGAUGUUGAUCCACAAGAAACGGAGUGUCAAAGGCAAGAAGGCUAUGGCUCGUAAGUCCCACGCUUCAGAUACUCGAGAAGCGUUAAGACCCUCCAAUGUGUCGAACGCUCUGGAGGUGUCUGGUUCGAUGUCCAUGGGCCCUCGAAAGAUUGCAAAAUCCAUGGCCGAUCGCCGUACCACCGAUAUGUUGAGAUACAUCCAACUUAAGCCCUACACCGUGUUCGCGCGGAAAGCCAAGCUGUUCCUACUGGCAAUAGCGUUGUGCCACACAUGCAUACCGGAGAAGGACGAGUCUGGAAACGUUUCUUUCCAGGCAGCAUCCCCUGAUGAACUAGCUCUGGUGAUGGCUGCGCAGGACCUUGGCUAUCUCGUCGUUGAUCGACAACCAAACACCCUGACUAUUCGGACUUACCCCAAUGGUCCAGAAGAAGAGCACCAAGAUGAGGUCUAUGAAAUCUUGGACGUCGUCGAGUUCACAAGCACUCGGAAACGCAUGUCUGUUGUGGUGCGAAUGCCGGACCAACGCAUCUGUCUUUUCUGCAAGGGUGCUGAUAGCACGUUGAUGCGGUUGCUCAAACGUUCCUCUCUUGCUCAUGAAAAAGCAGUCGAGAUUGAGCGGCGUGCCAGCAAGCGCAGAGCAGCCGAGGCAAAUCAGGUAAUGAGACGAAAUAGUGAGCACCAGAGUCGGAAGGAUAGUGGAGUCAGAUCCAGCUUCAGCCGGCCAAGCUUCAGUCGUCCCAGCUUCGGUCGACCUAGCAUGACGAAGAACAGACGCUCCAGUGUUUCCGGGCAGAACGUCUCUGUGUUGAGAGAAAGCAUUGAUAUCUGGCUUCGUGAUCGUGAGACUGAUGGCGGUCUUUUGACACGGGAAUUUGAUGAUGAGUACUACAGCCCGCGUCCGUCUGCUCAGCUUGGCAGGCAGUCCACAUCUUUCUCGGACUCGGGAAGCUCUGUCAACGAGGAGGACCAAGAUGAUCUGGUCGAGGAGGCUCUGGUCGUAAACGAAUCGGCAGUCUUUGAGAGGUGCUUUCAGCAUCUGAAUGACUUUGCUACGGAGGGCUUACGGACGCUCAUGUAUGGCCAUCGUUUCCUCGACGAUUCCACGUAUCACGAGUGGAAGGCGGCCUAUCACGAGGCUAGCACCAGUCUCAUUGACCGUCAGGAAAAAAUCGAGAAGGUUGGUGCUCAGAUCGAAGAACAGCUCGAACUGACUGGCGCUACGGCGAUUGAGGACAAAUUACAAAAGGGCGUACCCGAGGCCAUUGACAAAUUGAGACGCGCCAAUAUCAAGCUGUGGAUGCUCACUGGCGACAAACGUGAAACUGCCAUCAACGUCGGCCACUCUUGCCGUCUGGUUAAAGACUACUCUACUCUUGUCAUCCUCGACCAUGAAACUGGAGAUGUUGAACGCUCAAUCUUGAAGAUGACUGCAGAUAUUAGUCGAGGAUCCGUGGCUCACUCUGUCGUCGUUGUUGAUGGACAGACUCUGUCGAUCAUCGAGUCCGACGAGACUCUCCGGGCUCAGUUCUUCAAGCUGGCCAUCUUGGUUGAUUCUGUCAUCUGCUGCCGUGCAAGUCCAAAACAAAAGGCAUUCCUCGUCAAGUCGAUCCGGCUUCAAGUCAAGGAUUCUGUGACUCUUGCGAUUGGUGAUGGCGCCAACGAUAUUGCCAUGAUCCAGGAGGCCCAUGUUGGAAUUGGAAUCACUGGCAAGGAAGGCUUGCAAGCAGCUCGGAUUUCCGAUUACUCGAUCGCCCAGUUCAGAUUCUUGCUGAAGCUACUACUCGUUCACGGGCGGUGGAAUUACAUCCGAGCCUGCAAAUACACGCUUGGUACGUUCUGGAAGGAAAUGCUGUUUUACUUGACCCAGGCACUGUAUCAGCAUUGGAACGGCUACACCGGGACCAGCUUGUACGAGCCAUGGAGUUUGAGUAUGUUUAAUACUCUGUUCACAUCGCUCGCUGUCAUCUUCCUUGGUAUAUUCACCAAAGACUUGUCUGCGUCCACGCUGUUGGCUGUCCCAGAGUUAUACACCAAAGGUCAGCGGCAUGGCGGGUUCAACAUCAAACUUUACCUUGGAUGGACGUUCAUGGCUACCUGUGAAGCUAUGAUUGUGUUCUUCGUCAUGUACGGACUUUUUGGAAACAUCCUCUUCACAAAUACCGGAAGCGACAUCUUCUCGGCUGGGCUCAUCACAUACUCGGCUUGCGUCAUCAUCAUCAACACAAAGCUACAGGCCUUGGAGGUGCAUAACAAGACCUAUCUUUCUUUGAUCGUCAUUGUGAUUUCAGUUGGAGGAUGGUUCUUGUGGAACCUGAUUCUCUCCCGCCGGUACCAGAUCAAAUCUGGUAAUGGCAUUUAUCACGUGCCGGGCAACUUCAUCUUGCAUUCCGGCCGCGACCUGGCUUUCUGGGCGGUUCUCUUCGUUACGGUUGUUGCUGUUGUUAUCUUUGAGGUGUCUGUCAGCGCGAUCAGAGCGAACCUCUUCCCCACAGACGUCGACAUCUUCCAGGAGUACGAGCAGGACUUGGAAAUCCGGAAGAGAUUCGAAGAGGCCGCCGCAUCCGAGUUACAGCAAGGCUGGGAUCGUGGCAAGAAGAAGUCGAGCUUCGAGCUGGCUCGAGAAGCGGCGGAGAUGGAGGCGCGUGAGAAACAGGUCCAAGAGCUCCUGGCGCGGCCCAGAGUCAUGACCAAGACAGGCUCUGGCCAGAUUGAAAUGCAAGAAAUCGAUCUGAGCGAGUUGAACGGCUCCAGCAGGGAUGACUCUGGACACGCGACGGAGGAUGAAGGAACGAGCACGCCACGCCGAUCGGUGGAGAUUCACGAGUUGUUUUCCAAAGGGUUUGGAACCAUUCGAAAGGGCCAGCUGAAAUGAUUGCUUUUGCUUCUUUCUUUUUCUUUUUCUCUUGUCAUUAACA
Aspergillus novofumigatus IBT 16806 is the source of this 5279-nucleotide messenger RNA. RefSeq names its product aminophospholipid-translocating P4-type ATPase DNF3. The transcript has 2 exons. The record is from RefSeq and is a predicted model, not a curated record. Gene Ontology annotation, biological process: intracellular protein transport; phospholipid translocation; endocytic recycling. Gene Ontology annotation, cellular component: plasma membrane. NCBI's taxonomy places the organism in Eukaryota, Fungi, Ascomycota, Eurotiomycetes, Eurotiales, Aspergillaceae. Gene Ontology annotation, molecular function: ATP hydrolysis activity; ATP binding; magnesium ion binding. The coding region runs from base 251 to 5236 and encodes 1661 amino acids.